GCUCUCAUACAAGUUAAGCAUAACAUUGCAAACUACACCAUCUCUUUCUCUCUCUUCUUUGUCUUCUUUGCGGAGGCAGAAAAGAGAUAGAGACGGAGGUUCUAGCUUGUGUUCUUCGUCAAAAUUCUCCACCUAAAUAAUAUUCUCAACUUUAUCUUUAUCCACCAAUUUGAUACCUUUUUUGGUUUGGUCUGUCAUUGUUCCUGUUGAAUUGCUCGUUUUUAGCUAAUUUGGUUUAUGUUAUCUUCUUCUGCUAUAUCGCAUAUUCUACUAUUCUAGCUUGCCCAUUCGUUCCUUAACCAUCUCUAACCUUUAAAAACUUCCAAAGCUUCGAUUCUUAACGGGUGAACAUUGGAUAUUGGUAUUGAAAAGUUAGAGGAAAUAACAUGUUCUGGAGCUCAGGUUCGAUGGUUAGAGGUGAGUUGCACGUGCAAGGAGUUGAAUCUGGUUACAAUGAUGUAGUAAUAAGUAGUUCUGGAAUAAAGUUUGCAUGGGGUUCACAUAAGGGUAAUGUUCAUCCAACUGGCUUAUUUGCAAGUGUUGGUCAAGCAGGAUUUGGAUUUGGGAUUUCACCAAAUCCUCCAACAGCUGCUAGUACUAGAGACACUGGCAAGAAACUUGCUUUGGUUAAUUCUUCCAUGAAAUACGUUUUAUUGACUGAAGCUGGAUUUAGUACUAAGGGGGGUGAAGGACUAUUGAAUGGUGAGACAUUUGAAGCUGAUGAAGAAGGACUUGGCAUGAAGAAGGGAAAAGAGAUAAAGGGGUUUAAAUUGAAAUUUAAGAUUGGGAAUCCAUCAUUGAGAAAGUUGAUAAGUGGGGCUAUUGCGGGUGCAGUGUCAAGAACUGCCGUGGCACCGUUGGAGACCAUAAGGACCCAUUUGAUGGUGGGAAGCUGUGGGCAUAACACAAUCCAAGUGUUUCAAUCUAUUAUGGAGACUGAUGGGUGGAAGGGCUUGUUCACAGGUAAUUUUGUCAACAUUAUCCGAGUUGCACCAAGCAAGGCCAUUGAGUUAUUUGCGUAUGAUACUGUCAAGAAUCAAUUAUCUCCUAAACCUGGAGAACAGCCAAAAAUCCCAAUUCCUCCCUCAUCAAUUGCUGGUGCUGUUGCUGGAGUUAGCUCUACCCUGUGUACAUACCCUCUUGAACUACUCAAAACUCGUCUCACUGUUCAGAGAGGGGUGUACAAGAACUUACUCGAUGCAUUUGUAAGAAUUGUUCAAGAGGAAGGUCCUGCAGAACUGUACAGAGGCCUAACACCUAGUCUAAUUGGUGUGAUACCUUAUGCUGCUUCAAACUACCUUGCUUAUGAUGCACUUAGAAAAGCUUACAAGAAAGUGUUCAAUAAGGAAGACGUUGGGAAUGUGAUGACCCUUCUAAUUGGAUCAGCUGCUGGUGCAAUUUCAGGUGGUGCAACAUUUCCACUUGAAGUGGCUCGUAAGCACAUGCAAGCUGGGGCUUUAAAUGGAAGACAAUACAGCAACAUGCUACAUGCCCUCAUUAGUAUACUAGAAAAGGAAGGGCUUCUGGGUCUGUACAGAGGUUUGGGACCAAGUUGCUUAAAACUAGUUCCUGCUGCUGGCAUUUCUUUCAUGUGCUAUGAAGCUUGCAAGAGGAUACUUGUAGAAAAUGAACAAGUUUAAACAACAUGUGGAUGUGACUGCUGAUUCUUUCCACGGGAUUUGUUGGUAUUGGUUUUUUGUUUAGGAAGAGGAGACUAAUUUGCGGUGCAAAUUUUUGGUUUUGCAGAUUUUGUUUUUGCUUACAUAUUUGACAAUUUCACCCAGGUUGUUUGUUUAAAGUUUUGUUGAUUCCAUAGACAAUGAUUUAUUUUGCAAUCAAUGUCUUCUAUAUUUUGUCUUUGUUUGGCCUUAGCUGAGAAUACUCAACUUGAGUUGAUAAAGUUUUUUUUACUUGUUUUCCAUGCAAAAUGUAAAAGAAAACAUGGAUUCAUUUUCGAAUGAAAUAAUGUUUUAACUGAC
Molecule: messenger RNA, 1979 nt
Organism: Abrus precatorius (Indian licorice)
Lineage: Eukaryota; Viridiplantae; Streptophyta; Magnoliopsida; Fabales; Fabaceae
Product: adenine nucleotide transporter BT1, chloroplastic/mitochondrial-like
Exons: 3
Coding region: 387-1640 (417 amino acids)
Biological process (GO): transmembrane transport
Source: RefSeq, a predicted model, not a curated record